AUGGAAUACCUAACCACCAGCGCCUUCCUUAGCCCCCCACCUCUCAACUCCAGACUCAGCAAAGCAAUCCUCGCAUCGCCCUCCCCCUUCUCAUCCCCACCCACGCCCUCAGACCUCUCACCCCACACCCAAAAAGAAGACGCCGUGAACCAGUUAAAAGAAGCAAACCAAAUCGUCAUCCCAGCCUGGUUCACCACGUUCUUCAACACAGGCAUCUACUCCGUCGUAGCCCUAAACACGCUUACUUUGUCUUUCUCGCUUGCAAAUAUUUAUCUCCUCCGUCCUUCUUUUACGACAAGGGGAAGCAUAGGGAGGCGCUGGUACGCAAUUGGUGCGGUAGCGACGGCAGCGCAUUAUGCGUUCGUGCCGCUUGUGGGGAGGAGUGUGAGGGCUUUGGUGGGGUUGUGCAAUGGGGAGGAGGGAGAGGGGAGGGCGGAGGAGUGGUUGACGGAGUGGAGGGGGUGGCAUGGGGUUAGGAUGGGGAGUGUGGAUUUGGUUGGUUGGGGGUGUUUUGUUGUUGGUGUUGUG
Bipolaris victoriae FI3 is the source of this 528-nucleotide messenger RNA. RefSeq lists its product as hypothetical. NCBI's taxonomy places the organism in Eukaryota, Fungi, Ascomycota, Dothideomycetes, Pleosporales, Pleosporaceae. The annotation marks the transcript as partial. The transcript has a single exon. The record is from RefSeq and is a predicted model, not a curated record.